GGCAGCAAGAUGGCGGCGACGUUGAGGAGCGUGAAGGUAACCAGCAGGGCCAGCUACGGGAGCCGGGCGGGGACCAGCGCGGCAUAACGAGGGGGCAGGGUGAGACCAUUCUAUGCGGGAGGUACCACAGGAUGGGGGAUGGUUGGCCUGGUCACUGGUGGGGCCUCCGGCCUGGGUCGCGCCACCGCUGAGCGCCUGGUGCAGCAAGGAGCCAGCGCUGUGAUCGUGGACCUGCCGACUUCGGAUGGGCCCAGUGUGGCCAAAGCGCUGGGGGAACAAUGCGUCUUUGCACCAGCUGAUGUGACGUCGGAGGCGGACGUGAAGGGGGUCCUGGCCCUGGUGCGGGAGAAGUUCGGGCGCUUGGAUUUGGCUGUGAACUGCGCCGGAAUUGCCGUGGCCGUCAAGACCUACAACGCCAAGAAGGACAUGCCCCAUAGCCUGGAGGAUUUCCAGAGGGUCCUCAACGUCAAUAUUGCCGGCACCUUUAACGUGAUCCGACUGAGUGCUGGUGAGAUGGGCAGGAAUGACCCUGACUCUGAUGGGCACCGAGGAGUGAUCGUCAACACAGCCAGCGUGGCUGCUUUCGAGGGCCAGGUGGGUCAAGCUGCGUACUCGGCCUCUAAAGGGGGCAUCGUGGGCAUGACCCUGCCUAUCGCCAGGGAUCUGGCCCCUAUGGGGAUCCGUGUCGUCACCAUCGCCCCAGGUCUGUUCGCCACCCCCCUGUUGGCAGGGCUCCCCGAGAAGGUGCGGACGUUCCUGGCUCGCCAGGUGCCCUUCCCCAGUCGCCUGGGGCUGCCCGGGGAAUACGCCCACCUGGUCCAGUGCAUCGUGGAGAACCCCAUGCUGAAUGGGGAGGUGAUCCGCCUGGACGGGGCCAUCCGCCUGCAGCCCUGAGCCGCUGCCCCACGCCUGGGGGGGCGCUGAUUUCCCCUGCCCCGGCCGCCCCUGGAUGGGGGGUUGAUUCCCCCCUUCUGGGGUUCUGCCGUCCUUGGACUCUAAUCAUGGACUCCUGCAGUGAUUCGGCCCCCGCACAAUGACGACUCCUGCCCCAGUCGGCAUCUGGACCUUAAUAAACGAUUCUCGAUGUGC
Molecule: messenger RNA, 1089 nt
Organism: Chrysemys picta bellii (western painted turtle)
Lineage: Eukaryota; Metazoa; Chordata; Testudines; Emydidae
Product: 3-hydroxyacyl-CoA dehydrogenase type-2
Biological process (GO): fatty acid metabolic process; estrogen metabolic process; androgen metabolic process
Cellular component (GO): mitochondrion
Molecular function (GO): estradiol 17-beta-dehydrogenase [NAD(P)+] activity
Source: RefSeq, a predicted model, not a curated record